AUGCGUGGCUCUCUCGCUCUACUGUCCACCCUCUUUGUUGGGGCCCUCGCUGCCCCCAUCCAAUCAACAGACCCGGCCCUACAGCUCAAGAACGCCCAAGUCGGUAGCGGCCUCUAUAGGGUUCCGGGCAAUGAAAAACACGAUGGAAUCGACAACGGGAACAAAGAGAGGGAAGACGAAAAGAAUAUCGACACCUCGAGAAAGCACUUAUCAUAUAUCUAUGAUGAAUUGGACAGGGACGAACCCGUUGAGCCCAAGCCUUUGGGUCCCGAAGACAAAAAGAAACAUGCGGCUGGAGAUGACGAACCCCGAGUGCCCCCUGUGAAGGAGGACACCGACACCGAACAAUCCAAGGGGAGGGUGACCAAGACCAAGAAGACUGAUGAUGAGAAGGCCGAGGCUCAGGACAUCCGCACUAAGAAGCUUGAAGGCAAGAAGAACGAUGGGGAUGAGGUCAAGAAUGAGCAGAAACCAAACGAGAAUAAAAAGGACCAAGCUCGACCCAACCCAGUUGGAAAGGGAACCAAGGCGGAGAUGAAGACCGAAUGCAAGAAGGACGUUCAAAAGGCUAAGAAGGUCAAGUCUUUCGUCAUUAUCGAAAUCUCGUCAAAGCAUAAGCGUCUGGAGAGACCUGAUGAUGUUACCACGCUUCUCCAGGAGGAGCAGAAGAUCAAAGAUAUCAAGAUCAAGAAGCACCAGACCAAGCUGAAGAACCUAAAUAUCAAGGGGAACAAGUCCAAUAAGAAACACGCCAACCACGAACAGCUUAAGGAAGAGCUGAAGCCUUUCAAUCCCAAGUUCAUGGGUCACAAAACCAAUGCGAAAGAAACAAAGCCACAGGAGGAACAAGCCAAGAAGAAACAGUCCAAAGAAGCCAAAGUCGACGAAUACAGUCCCGAGGAGGACGAUGGUGAAGGAUUUGUCAAGUUUGUUGAGGCGAUGGAGUCGGCAGCUUGA
This is a messenger RNA of Ilyonectria robusta, 957 nucleotides long. RefSeq lists its product as uncharacterized. NCBI's taxonomy places the organism in Eukaryota, Fungi, Ascomycota, Sordariomycetes, Hypocreales, Nectriaceae. The coding region runs from base 1 to 957 and encodes 318 amino acids. The record is from RefSeq and is a predicted model, not a curated record. The transcript has a single exon.